Auanema sp. JU1783 is the source of this 876-nucleotide messenger RNA. The record is from the annotation of a GenBank genome assembly. NCBI's taxonomy places the organism in Eukaryota, Metazoa, Nematoda, Chromadorea, Rhabditida, Rhabditidae.
AUGGGAAGCGAAGAUGAACAGGCACAAACUAUGAAAGUGAAAGAUCAAGAAGAACUGUUCAUCAGGAAACCUACAUUGAAGCCUGUAUCAAACAAUUCGAAAGUAGCACUAGGAGUGCCUGCUUCACGGCUUCCACACCAUGUUUUGGUUAAAAUCUUCCAGUAUUUAAAUUUGAAAGAUAUCAAAAAGUGCAUGCUUGUUUGUAAACAUUGGAACAAUGUUCUCGCUGUGGAGGACAGCCCUGUUUGGGCAUAUUUUUCUCAAAAACUACUUCCUGAAUGUGCUUUAACUGAUCCAUUCCUUCUGUCUGAAGUAGGAUCAUACAAGAAAAAGCUCAGAGCUUAUUUCCAUGCAUGGAAUGCUAAUGAUGUUUCUAAACAUAAUUAUGUAAGAACUAACGGGUUCACUGUUCACCGUCAACCAGUAGCUCAAAGCACUGACGGUGUCCGUGGAAAGAUAGGUAUUUCUCAAGGUAUUCAUGCCUUUAAUUUGGUCUGGGAAGGACCUCUUGGGACUGUGGCAGUAAUCGGUAUAGCUACAAGGCAUGCUGCUCUGCAUUGUCCAGGCUAUGUUCCUCUACUUGGUAGUGAUGAACAGAGUUGGGGAUGGAAUCUGGUUGACAACGCUCUUUUGCAUAACGGCGAACAACUAGGUAUAUAUCCAAGAGUUAAUAACCCACCUAAAUAUCAAGUCGGAGAGAAAAUCAGAAUGAUUGUCGAUUGUGAUAAACACCUGAUCUAUUUUGAACGGAAUUCGGACUUCCUUGGAAUUGCGUUCGAAGAUCUUCCUCCUGUGAAACUCUUUCCGGCAAUAUGUGCCGUAUAUGGCAACACAGAAGUUUCCAUGAUUUAUGAAGGACAACCAGUAUUAGGUUAA